CUAACCCCUAAUCACAAUUUGUUCGCAACCUCCUUAUAAAACUAACCAAAGAUUACACCAUUUUCAUAAUGCAAAACCAUUAGCCUUAUUAACCAUAAUAAGCAUGGACUCUUCAUCUUCUACCACCAACAAAACUAAUAUUGAGCCGCUCGAUCUCUUUCCGAUCAACGCAAAUGAUUCUCGCAUGUCACAGAAUCAAGAAGAUCAGUACAUUGAUGAGAAAGAUGAAGUGACUGUAGCUUUACGUAUCGGUCUUCCUGAUUGUUCCAGUUCCAUGGCAUCAGCUAAUGUGAUGGAGAAUAAGCAGUACUGGAUCCCAACUCCUGAACAGAUACUCAUUGGGUUCACUCAUUUUUCUUGUCAUCUCUGCUUCAAGACCUUCAACCGCUACAACAAUCUUCAGAUGCAUAUGUGGGGACACGGGUCCCAGUACCGGAAAGGGCCAGAAUCACUAAAAGGAGCGCAGCCGCGAGCAAUGCUGGACAUUCCAUGCUACUGCUGUGCUGAAGGGUGCAAGAACAACAUACAGCAUCCGAGAGCGAAGCCAUUGAAGGAUUUUCGAACGCUGCAAACUCAUUACAAGAGAAAGCAUGGUUUGAAGCCAUUUAUGUGUCGCAAGUGUGGCAAGUUCUUGGCUGUGAAAGGUGAUUGGAGAACUCAUGAGAAGAAUUGUGGGAAGCGAUGGCUUUGCAUUUGUGGUUCUGAUUUUAAGCACAAGAGAUCGCUGAAAGAUCACAUUAGAGCGUUUGGGUCUGGUCAUGCUGCUUUUCCUCCUUCCUUUGAUGGGGUUGACCCAACGAACUUUGUUUAGUCAACCAUUCAAGCCAAGACUAUGCGUUUUGAUUAAUAUAUUGUGUGUUUUGGUUAAUUUCUUAAGUUGAAAAUUGUAGUGUUGGCCUAU
Molecule: messenger RNA, 901 nt
Organism: Tripterygium wilfordii
Lineage: Eukaryota; Viridiplantae; Streptophyta; Magnoliopsida; Celastrales; Celastraceae
Product: protein TRANSPARENT TESTA 1
Exons: 2
Coding region: 104-811 (235 amino acids)
Biological process (GO): anatomical structure development; regulation of gene expression
Cellular component (GO): nucleus
Molecular function (GO): DNA-binding transcription factor activity
Source: RefSeq, a predicted model, not a curated record